Molecule: messenger RNA, 1044 nt
Organism: Papilio xuthus (Asian swallowtail)
Lineage: Eukaryota; Metazoa; Arthropoda; Insecta; Lepidoptera; Papilionidae
Exons: 1
Biological process (GO): cell adhesion involved in heart morphogenesis; larval heart development
Cellular component (GO): extracellular matrix
Source: RefSeq, a predicted model, not a curated record
GUCCACGACUUUGCCUUGUCUUAUGAUCUGACACAGCUGGUCGCUGCGCCCACGCGAAUCCCUGAUGUGGCAGAUCAUACGCCUUCCCUGUUGGACCUUCUGCUGACCUCUCAUCCGGACAGCUACCAGGUUUCUGUCGACGCCCCCUUGGGCUCGUCGGACCAUUGCCUGAUCCGGACCUCAGUGCCUAUCUCGGGUUGCCCACGGUUUAAACCGAAUGGCUUUCGCCGAGUGUGGCACUACAGGUCGGCAGACUGGGAUGAGAUGCGGUCCUUUUUUGCAUCCUACCCAUGGGAGCGAGUUUGCUUCAGUCUGGAUGAUCCCGACGCUGUUGCCGACUCUGUCGCCGAUGUGGCGCUUCAGGGGAUGGAUCUUUUUAUUCCGUCUUCUGUUGUGCCUAUCGGGGGCAGUUCUCGACCCUGGUUUGGUAAGUCCUGCAAAUUAGCCGCGCGCUACAAGCAGGAUUGUUAUCGAGCCUGGGCUGAGGCGUCAGCAGCUAGGGAUGUAAAUACCAGCCAGCUUAAAAAGAAGUAUAACUCUGCCUCCAGGUCCUUCAAAAGAGCGAUUGCCAAGGCAAAGUCAGAACACGUGGCCAGCAUUGGUGAGAGGCUAGUGCACCUUCCUUCGGGAACUCGCGCGUUCUGGUCUCUUGCCAAGGCUGUCCAGGGGAACUUCUGUAAGCCGUCCCUACCAUCUUUGCGCAGGGGGGACGACUCGCUGGCCCACACCGCAAAAGAGAAAGCCGAUCUCCUGGGCUCUCUUUUUGCGGCCAACUCGACUCUGGAUGACAAAGGUAACUCGCCGCCGAAAAUCCCACGCGGCGAGACCUCCAUGUCCGAAAUCCAGUUUAUCCAGAGAUCAGUGCGAAAAGCGCUGCAAUCUCUGGAUAUUCAUAAGUCGAGUGGGCCUGACGGGAUACCCCCCCUCGUGCUUAGGACUUGUGCUCCUGAGUUGGCACCGGUUUUAACGCGCCUGUUUCGGUUCUCUUACUCCCUAGGCAUUGUCCCGAAGUCAUGGAAGACUGCCAUUAUCCACCCGAUCCCA